This is a messenger RNA of Funneliformis caledonium, 477 nucleotides long. The record is from the annotation of a GenBank genome assembly. NCBI's taxonomy places the organism in Eukaryota, Fungi, Glomeromycota, Glomeromycetes, Glomerales, Glomeraceae.
AUGCCACCAACUCGCACCCAAAAAUCAACUGCUGAUACUCGUAUUUCUCAUUUUAGAUCUUUUACAAAUUUUGAUAAAAUGAUAAAUGACAAGACUGUUCGAUGUAAAUGUGGAGUUGAAAUUCGAUUAGACCGUCCCUUUAGAACAAUAAAUUUUGAAAGACAUAUUAAAAGCCAAAAUUGCAUUCUUGGUACUGAACAACAGCCAAGUUUAUUUGUCUUUUUUGAUCAAAGCCAAGUUAUGGACGAAGAAUGUGAAGUUGAAUUAGAUGAACCUUUACCUUAUAAUGUAAAUGUUACUUUGGAAAUAGUAGUUGAUGAUGAUGAAAAUGAUGAAAAUAAUAAAAUUCAAAAUUUAUUAGAACAAGAUAAAUUACAAAUAGAAGCUGACAAUAUUGGAACUGCUGCAUUUGAAAUUUCUCGACUCUUAUUGGAUGAAUCUGAUGAUGAUAAAACCAAUUCCUCAAAAACAAUUUGA